AUGGCGAGAGGCAGUGUUUUCCGAUUUGGAAGACGAUUACGAUCAAAACUCUCAAAUUCUCUCAAACCAGAAACUAAUAGUAAUAAUAAUAAUAACCUAAUUACAACUCUUCCACGCUACCUCCCCGCAACGCCGCUGUCAUUUCAACAUCACAACCGCCACAACAAUGCAUUCUCUUCCUCUUCCACCACCGGAGGACAAAAGAGGAGUAUGUUUAUACAAACGCAAUCCACUUCAAAUCCAGAAUCUCUCAUGUUUCAUCCCAGUAAGCCUGUUAUGGAUAUCGGAAGCGCCGAUUUCCCUAACGCGCGUUCCGCAAUGAAUUCUCCUCUCGCUAAAUCACUCUUUGCUAUUCAAGAAAUUACUCGUGUUUUCUUUGGAUCCGAUUUUGUUACCGUUAUCAAAUCGGAAGAUGCUUCCUGGGAAUUUCUUAAGCCUGAAAUCUUUGCUGCGAUUAUGAAUUUCUACUCUUCCGGUGAACCUCUCUUUCUAGAUUCUCACAUGUGUGAAACCACAGUGUCCAAAAUGAUGAUCUAUUUUAUUUUUUAUCUUUGUUCGUCCAAUUCCUUCGACAUCGACAUCAGAGGAUAA
Messenger RNA from Vicia faba (fava bean), 591 nucleotides. The record is from the annotation of a GenBank genome assembly. NCBI's taxonomy places the organism in Eukaryota, Viridiplantae, Streptophyta, Magnoliopsida, Fabales, Fabaceae.